CUGGGUUCCCGCGUGGGCUCUCCUGCCCCUACAUGGUGCCCUUGCUGCUGCUGCCGGUGGGCAGGCACCAGGGCCCUGUGCCUUAGGGGCCACUGUCGCCCUCUCCAUCGUCCUCUGAAGGCCUCUCCUCCCGCCCUCACUGGGAGCCGCUGCCCCGGCCCCCAGCCUAGUCUGCUUGCUGCCAGACCCUGGCAUGUCCAGGCCUGGCCCACGCCUGCCGCCUGCCCAGCCCGCGGAACCCUGGUGGCCCCGCGAGCUAGGAUGAGGGGCCAGGCCGCCACCCCAGGUCCCCACUGGAUCCUCGGCCCGCUGUUCCUGCUGCUGCUGCUGGGGUGCUGCACCCUGGCGGCCAUGGGGGCCGACGCGGGGCCAGGGGCGGAGCUGUGCACCACGCUGGUGCAGGGCAAGUUCUUCGGGUACUUCUCCGCGGCCGCCGUGUUCCCGGCCAAUGCCUCUCGCUGCUCCUGGACCCUGCGCAACCCGGACCCGCGGCGCUACACGCUGUACAUGAAGGUGGCCAAGGCGCCGACACCCUGCAGCGGCCCUGCCCGCGUCCGCACCUACCAGUUCGACUCCUUCCUGGAGUCCACGCGCACCUACCUGGGCGUGGAGAGCUUUGACGAGGUGCUGAGGCUCUGCGACCCCUCCGCGCCCCUGGCCUUCCUGCAGGCCAGCAAGCAGUUCCUGCAGAUGCACCGCCAGCAGCCACCACGGGAUGGUGCCACCGGGCCCCCGGGAGACGACUUCUCCGUGGAGUACCUGGUCGUGGGCAACCGCAACCCCAGCCGGGCCGCCUGCCAGAUGCUGUGCCGCUGGCUGGACGCCUGUCUGGCCGGCAGCCGCAGCUCGCACCCGUGUGGCAUCAUGCAGACGCCCUGUGCCUGCCUGGACGGGGACCUCGGCCACCCUGCCUCUGGCCCCUUGGCCCCCCGUGGCGACGUCUGUCUGAGGGACGGAGUGGCAGGUGGCCCUGAGAACUGCCUCACCAGCCUGACCCAGGACCAGGGCAGGGAUGGCGCCCCAGGCGGCUGGAAGCUGUGGUCCCUGUGGGGCGAGUGCACGCGGGACUGCGGCGGAGGCCUGCAGACGCGGACGCGCACCUGCCUGCCGUCGCCGGGCAUGGAGGGCGGUGGCUGCGAGGGGGUGCUGGAAGAAGGACGCCUGUGCAACCGCAAAGCCUGCGGCACGGCUGGGCACACCAACUCCCGGAGCCAGUCGCUGCGGUCCACCGAUGCCCGGCGGCGCGACGAGCUGGGCGACGAGCUGCAGCAGUUCGGGUUCCCGUCGGCGCACACAGGUGACCCCGCGGCCGAGGAGUGGUCCCCGUGGAGCGUGUGCUCCAGCACGUGCGGCGAGGGCUGGCAGACCCGAACGCGCUUCUGCGUGUCCUCCUCCUACAGCACGCAGUGCAGCGGGCCCCUGCGCGAGCAGCGGCUGUGCAACAACUCCGCCGUGUGUCCAGUGCACGGCGCCUGGGACGAGUGGUCGCCCUGGAGCUUGUGCUCCAGCACCUGCGGCCGUGGCUUCCGUGACCGCACGCGCACAUGCAGGCCUCCUCAGUUCGGAGGCAACCCCUGCGAGGGUCCUGAGAAGCAAACCAAGUUUUGCAACAUUGCCCUGUGCCCUGUGGAUGGAAACUGGAACGAAUGGUCGAGCUGGAGCUCCUGCUCCGCCAGCUGCUCCCAGGGCCGGCAGCAGCGCACACGGGAGUGCAACGGACCCUCAUAUGGGGGCGCCGAGUGCCAGGGCCCCUGGGUGGAGACCAGAGACUGCUUCCUGCAGCAGUGCCCAGUGGACGGGAAGUGGCAGGCCUGGGCGCAGUGGGGGGGCUGCAGCGUCACAUGCGGGGGCGGCACGCAGCGGCGGGAGCGUGCCUGCUCAGGGCCCUUCUUCGGGGGAGCAGCCUGCCAGGGCCCCCAGGAGGAAUACCGGCAGUGCGGUGCCCAGCGGUGUCCCGAGCCCCAUGAAAUCUGUGACAAGGACAACUUUGGCACUGUGAUCUGGAAGGAGACUCCGGCUGGAGAGGUGGUCUCAGUUCGAUGUCCCCGAAAUGCCACGGGGGUCAUUAUGCGGCGCUGUGAGCUGGACGAAGAAGGCAUCGCCUACUGGGAGCCCCCGACCUACAUCCGCUGCGUCUCCAUCGACUACCGGAACAUCCAGAUGAUGACCCGGGAGCACCUGGCAAGGGCUCAGCGGGGGCUGCCCGGAGAGGGGGUGUCCGAGGUCAUCCAGACCCUGGUAGAGGUCUCCCAGGACGGGACCAGCUACAGUGGGGACCUGCUCUCCACCAUCGACGUCCUGAGGAACCUGACUGAGAUCUUCCGGCGGGCGUACUACAGCCCCACCCCGGGGGACGUGCAGAACUUUGUCCAGAUCAUUAGCAACCUGCUGGCGGAGGACAACCGGGACAAGUGGGAGGAAGCCCAGCUGAUGGGCCCCAACGCCAAGGAGCUGUUCCGGCUGGUGGAGGACUUCGUGGGCGUCAUCGGCUUCCGCAUGAAGGACUUGCGGGAUGUGUACCAGGUGACAGACAACCUGGCCCUCAGCAUCCACAAGCUCCCGGCCAGCAGAGCCACCGACAUCAGCUUCCCCAUGAAGGGCUGGCGGGCCACGGGCGACUGGGCCAAGGUGCCGGAGGACAGGGUCACCGUGUCUAAGAGUGUCUUCUCCACGGGGCUGGCAGAGGCUGACGACUCCUCUGUGUUUGUGGUGGGCACCGUGCUCUACCGGAACCUGGGCAGCUUCCUGGCCCUCCAGAGGAACACAACUGUGCUGAACUCCAAGGUCAUCUCGGUGACUGUGAAGCCGCCGCCGCGCUCCCUGCUCACGCCCUUGGAGAUAGAGUUCGCUCACGUGUACAAUGGCACCACCAACCAGACCUGCAUCCUGUGGGACGAGACCGACGGACCCGCCUCCCCCGCCCCCCCGCAGCUCGGGCCCUGGUCGUGGCGCGGCUGCCGCACGGUGCCCCUCGACGCCCUCCGGACGCGCUGCCUCUGUGACCGGCUCUCCACCUUCGCCAUCUUAGCCCAGCUCAGCGCCGACGCGAACAUGGAGAAGGUGGCGGUGCCGUCGGUGACGCUCAUCGUGGGCUGCGGCGUGUCCUCCCUGACCCUGCUCAUGCUGAUCAUCAUCUACGUCUCCGUGUGGAGGUACAUCCGCUCCGAGCGCUCCGUCAUCCUCAUCAACUUCUGCCUGUCCAUCAUCUCCUCCAACGCGCUCAUCCUCGUCGGGCAGACCCAGACCAGAAACAAGGUGGUGUGCACGCUGGUGGCCGCCUUCCUGCACUUCUUCUUCCUGUCCUCCUUCUGCUGGGUGCUCACCGAGGCCUGGCAGUCCUACAUGGCCGUGACCGGCCGCCUGCGCAACCGGCUCAUCCGCAAGCGCUUCCUCUGCCUGGGCUGGGGGCUCCCCGCACUGGUCGUGGCUGUGUCUGUGGGGUUCACCAAGGCCCGAGGGUACAGCACCGUGAACUACUGCUGGCUGUCCCUGGAGGGAGGACUGCUGUAUGCUUUCGUGGGACCGGCCGCCGCUGUGGUGCUGGUGAACAUGGCCAUCGGGAUCCUGGUGUUCAACAAGCUCGUGUCCAAAGACGGCAUCACGGACAAGAAGCUGAAGGAGCGGGCAGGGGCCUCGCUGUGGAGCUCCUGCGUGGUGCUGCCGCUGCUGGCGCUGACCUGGAUGUCGGCCGUGCUCGCCGUCACCGACCGCCGCUCCGCCCUCUUCCAGAUCCUCUUCGCCGUCUUCGACUCACUCGAGGGCUUCGUCAUAGUGAUGGUGCACUGCAUCCUGCGCAGAGAGGUCCAGGAUGCUGUGAAGUGCCGAGUGGUCGAUCGCCAGGAGGAGGGCAACGGGGACUCGGGGGGCUCCUUCCAGAACGGCCACGCCCAGCUCAUGACCGACUUCGAGAAGGAUGUGGACCUGGCCUGUAGAUCAGGUGAGCGCCUGACAGUGCUGAACAAGGACAUCGCGGCCUGCCGCACGGCCACCAUCACCGGCACGCUCAAGCGGCCGUCCCUGCCCGAGGAGGAGAAGCUGAAGCUGGCCCACGCCAAGGUGCCGCCCCCCAACUUCAACAGCCUGCCAGCCAGUGUGUCCAAGCUGCACACGCACGGCUCCCCCCGCUGCCCGGGCGGCCCCCUGCCCGACUUCCCCAACCACUCGCUGACCCUCAAGAAGAGCCGCGCUCCCAAGUCCUCCUUCGUGGGUGACGGGGACAUCUUCAAGAAGCUGGACUCGGAGCUGAGCCGGGCCCAGGAGAAGGCCUUGGACACGAGCUACGUGAUCCUCCCCACGGCCACGGCCACACUGCGGCCCAAACCCCAGGAGGAGCCCAAGUACAGCAUCCACAUCGACCAGAUGCCCCAGACGCGCCUCAUCCACCUCAACAUGGCGCCUGACGCUGGGCCCCCCGCCCGCAGCCCGCCCUCCCGCCAGCCCCCGGAGGCGCCCCCCACCCAGCCCCCACCACCCCCUCCUCCGCCACCCCCCCAGCAGCCUCUGCCCCCACCGCCCACCCUGGAGCCGGCGCCCCCCAGCCUGGGGGAGCCCAGGGAGCCUGCCGCCCACCCGGGGCCCAGCACGGGGACUGGGACCAAGAACGAGAAUGUCUCCACCUUGUCCGUGAGCUCCCUGGAGAGGCGGAAGUCGCGGUAUGCAGAGCUGGACUUCGAGAAAAUCAUGCACACACGGAAGCGGCACCAGGACAUGUUCCAGGACCUGAACCGGAAGCUGCAGCACGCGGAGAAGGACAAGGAGGUGCUGGGUCCGGAGAGCAAGCCGGAAAAGCAGCAGACACCCAACAAGCGGCCCUGGGAGAGCCUCCGGAAAGCCCACGGGCCGCCCGCGUGGGUGAAGAAGGAGCUGGAGCCGCUGCCCCCGUCGCCCCUGGAGCUGCGGAGCUCGGAGUGGGAGAAGUCGGGUGCCACCAUCCCGCUGGUGGCCCAGGACAUCACGGACCUCCAGACCGAGGUCUGAGCCGGUGGGCGGUGGCCACACACUGGGCACGGAGCAGGGGUGCUGCUCCGCCCGCUCCUGCUGCAGGGUGGGCGCCCGCACACUCGAGGGCGGUGGGCCCGGCCCACGCCCCGGCCUCAGGGCACUCGGACGGCGGCCAGGCGGAGGCCCGCAGUGCUGGGACCAGAGCCAGACGGGACAGGACGCGGCAGCCCCAGCGGCACGGGGCUCCAGAGGCUGGACGGAGCCUCGGACUCUGCCCUCCUCGGACCCAGCCCCGGCGGUUGGACGGGCGGCGGUGGACAGUGGCCAGGCGGGGUGCAGCCAGCACCCUCAGGACGCCCGCCCGAGCCGCUGCAACAGAGGACCAGCCUGCUUGGCCCGGCCGGCCCGGCCCCGUUUUUUAGACCCACUUCCUCGGAAAGCAGCCAGCCCCCACCCGCCCGGGCCCUGGCCGCCUCGACCCAGGCAGGGGCACAGCCCUCGCCCCGCCUGCCCUCAGUGGCAGGCCCAGAGGCCCACUCCGGGACGAAGCAGGGGUGGGGAAUCUA
Artibeus jamaicensis (Jamaican fruit-eating bat) is the source of this 5507-nucleotide messenger RNA. RefSeq names its product adhesion G protein-coupled receptor B1 (gene ADGRB1). Gene Ontology annotation, biological process: cell surface receptor signaling pathway; adenylate cyclase-activating G protein-coupled receptor signaling pathway; negative regulation of angiogenesis. Bases 262 to 4977 code for a protein of 1571 amino acids. Gene Ontology annotation, molecular function: G protein-coupled receptor activity. Gene Ontology annotation, cellular component: plasma membrane; postsynaptic density; dendrite. The record is from RefSeq and is a predicted model, not a curated record. Lineage: Eukaryota; Metazoa; Chordata; Mammalia; Chiroptera; Phyllostomidae. The transcript has 31 exons.